ACGCGCUCCUCUCGUCCACGCGCUUUUCGCGAGGACAUAAAAGUUACACGCAACAGGAACACGAAAACACUUAAUUUGUUUUCGUCUCCUCUCUCCUCUGCGCUUCCCCACUUCCGGGUUGCGUCGCUAUUUCUACUUUUCGGAUUCUCGUCGCCAUGGUGACACGUCACCGCUACAGGCUGUAAGUUCCCACGGCAGUCCACGCGCGUCCAAGUGUGAACACACGUACACACGCGCGUCCACGCCCAGUCCACCUGAGUCCGGGAGGGCGCGCGAGGCAGCAGACGUACAUCCGUGUACGUGAGUGUGUGUGUCUCGGAGCUCAACCAAAGCUUUAAAACACACCGGAAAGAGACGUUUUCGCAAGCUCAGUGUGUGGUUUUUUUUUUAAAAUCCCAAUGGAGGCAAAAGGAACAUUUAGUCGCCCUUUCUGCACGCCGAGGUGUCUGGCGGCGGCGGCGGCGCCCGUCGGGAAGUCCAAGUUAACCCACCCGGGGAAGGCGAUUCUGGCAGGCGGUAUUGCCGGCGGAAUUGAGAUUUGCAUUACCUUCCCUACGGAGUAUGUGAAGACCCAAUUACAGCUAGACGAGAAGGCCAACCCUCCAAAAUACAGAGGAGUAGGUGACUGCGUAAGGCAGACGGUACAGAGUCACGGUGUCAAAGGACUCUACAGAGGACUCAGCUCGCUCCUCUAUGGAUCCAUUCCCAAAUCUGCAGUCAGGUUUGGAGUGUUUGAGUUCCUCAGUAACCACGCGAAGGACGAGUUGGGUCGACUGGACAGCACUCGGGGUCUGCUGUGUGGUCUCGGAGCUGGUGUGAUGGAGGCUGUGUUAGUGGUUUGCCCCAUGGAAACUGUCAAGGUUAAAUUCAUCCACGACCAGACGUCUGCAAAGCCCAAAUACAGGGGCUUCUACCAUGGCAUCAGAGAGAUAGUCAGCGCUCAAGGUUUAAGAGGGACCUACCAGGGUCUCACUGCCACCGUGCUCAAACAGGGCUCCAACCAGGCCAUUCGCUUCUAUGUGAUGACCUCGCUCAAGAACUGGUACAAAGGCAAUGACCCCAAUAAAUCUAUCAAUCCUGUUGUAACUGGGGCCUUCGGAGCUAUAGCCGGAGCAGCCAGCGUGUUUGGAAACACUCCCAUAGAUGUCAUCAAGACAAGGAUGCAGGGCCUGGAAGCACAUAAGUAUAAGAGCACACUGGACUGUGCGGUGACGAUCCUACGACAUGAGGGUGUGGCAGCUUUCUAUAAGGGGACCGUUCCUCGUCUGGGUCGCGUAUGUCUGGAUGUGGCCAUCGUGUUCAUCAUCUACGAGGAGGUGGUCAAGGUUCUGAACAAAGUGUGGAAGACGGAGUGAGCUGCGGGAUGGCCGCUUCCCUGCUUCUCUUGCUGCUUCAGACUCACACACCCCACUUCGGUACACGACUCUUCUUUUAUUUUAAAUUAAAUCCUGAGGUUCAGAGAAUGUUCAAUUUCACACGAGCACGUCAAAUCCAAAGAGCCACAUAGGUGCUUUGUCUCCCUCUGGUGGACAGUUGGGUAUGUGCAAUUUAACAACAUAAUUGGAAUAAAACAUGCAGAUGUAUGUUUUGGAAUCAACUGGAAUAACCAAACCUUUUUAACCUUAUUUAAUCUUGUUAAGAUAAUUCUUGACUAAACUGCAGUCGCAUUUAUAAACAAAGCCUUUAAAAGAAUUAUUUUACCUUAUGUAGACACUUUAUUUUUAUGCAUUUAUUUUAUUACCAUCAUGAUAUUUUCAUUCUAAAGUAUAGAUAUAUUUUACCCCUGAGUCAGAUGCCGAACAAAAUAAAUAAUUUACAAAGGUACAGUCUAUUUCAAAUAUUAUGAUGUAUUUAUUGAGCCUUGAAUGUAGCGCUUCUAUAUUUUAAAAAAAAAUCUAAUUGCUAUUGUGUCAUUGUCUUUUCCCCCAAAUUUCCAGUCUGGAUGUAAAAGUGUCUGAAGAUGUAAAAAAAAAAAAAAAAAAAUCGAUCUACCUAUAUAUAUAUAUAUAUAUAUAUAUAUAUAUAUAUAUAUACACACACACACACACACACACACACACACACACACACACACACACACACACACAAUUGCUGUAUUUAAAGUGUAACUGUGAGACCCAACAUGAAGACCUCCAAGUGCUUUUCACCUUUGCAGGCUGCUGGGUGAUUGUGUCUUUGGUUUACUUUUUUUGUUUUUUAAAUCUUGUUUAUUUAGAACUUAUUUUUUUCAGAAUUGUGGUUCUUGUGAAAAUGUAGUAGGAAAUUGUAAAGAAAGUAGAAAAUGAGAAACCCAAACCCCAUGUUAUGCUAUAUAUUAAAAACAAAUAAGGCAUAUUACUGAUAUCCAUCCAUCCAUUGUCUGAGCUGCUUCUCCUCACUCGGGUCGUGGGCGUGCCGGAGCCUAUCCCAGCUAUCAUCGGGCAGGAGGCGGGGUACACCCUGAACUGGUUGCCAGCCAAUCGCAGUAUCACUGAUAUAAAUUCAUUUAAAAAAAAUAAAAAUAAUAAGGUCUAUGAAGGUCUUCUAUUGAAGAUGAAUAUUGUUUUUUUUUUUUCGUGUGUGUGCAAAAUCAUACUAAAUGCUCCUGAGAACAGGCUCUUUAGGUGCCAUGCUUCAUUGAGAGGAGGCAUAAAACGGUUCACUCAUGUGCGCCUUUAGUGUCAAUAUUACCAUGAAGUGCCUUUGCCAUCUUCAUCAGAAUGACUCAUCUUAAAAAUGUCGCAGGAUAUUGAAACUACUGGCCAAAUAUUUGCACACAUACUAGUACAAUGAUACGUCUCUUUAAAUACGUUUCCUUAAUUUUAGACUUUUUUGUUGUUGUUUUUUUUGCUAAAUGUACGUGAUUUUAGCAUAUCACACACACACUGCUCUGCUCCCUACACUGUGUGAUAAGCGGUAUAAUAUAUAUAUAUAUUUUUUACAUGUAUUUACUGUGGGUGACAUGUUAUUUAAUCAAAUGAGUCAUUUUCAUCAUGUAUAUUCUAUUUUCAUAGUAAUAGUGAACAUUUUGUGUCCCUGAAAUUGCUGUCCACCCUGUCAUUACGGGGUAACUGCCCCUUUAAGAAACCUACUGCUGUUUUCAGUGACAUCACGACCAUGUUGUCUUUUUUCAAUAGAGGCUGAAACAGUGGCUCGUCGUAAAUACUUAAAUGAUUGUUAUCAUAUUUCGUCUGUAGAUGGAUGUUGCCAAGAUUAACAUGUCCACCCUGUCAUAGUGAAAUAUCAGUUGAUGUUAAAAAAAAAAAAAGAAAUUCUAAAUGUAUUUGCUAAACAUUACACAGUCAGGUUAUAAAAUGAAUCAUCCACCAUGUGCUCAUUAAAUGCUAACAUUAGCCAAAAAUGUCAGCAAGCUCCCAUUUUGCUGUUUGCAUUUACAUUGUCUACUUGCAGUUAUUUAUAUUUAAAAAGUGUGCAAACUUGAAAAUGCAAUUCUCACAGUCUAACAUUUACUACCUAAUACAAUUAAUAUGAAGUUAAUGGAAAAUGUCAACUUUUUGGGGUAAACUGGGGAAGUUUCAAAGGCGCAUUAUGGUGAUAUUGACUCUUUUAUGUUCUGUAUCUGCUGUUACUGAUUUGAAAAGUAUUCUUUAACAUUCCUGACAAGCAGUCAUAUUUUGAAAAGGGUAUCUCUUCCUCUCCAACACUGUGAAACAUAACUCCGAGUGUACUUGUUUUGUUUUUUUCAUUUGGCCAAACAAAAUGUGUCCAGUAUUCCCCCAGUACUACGAGUUCAUGUGUUCAUGUCUUUAUGAAGCCUUUGUGCAAUAAACGCUGCAGUUCAUUAAAAAGGAGCUUUUAAAGCUU
Molecule: messenger RNA, 3804 nt
Organism: Phycodurus eques (leafy seadragon)
Lineage: Eukaryota; Metazoa; Chordata; Actinopteri; Syngnathiformes; Syngnathidae
Product: tricarboxylate transport protein B, mitochondrial
Exons: 9
Coding region: 399-1355 (318 amino acids)
Biological process (GO): mitochondrial citrate transmembrane transport
Source: RefSeq, a predicted model, not a curated record